Messenger RNA from Rosa chinensis, 1249 nucleotides. Its product is annotated as phosphoglucan phosphatase LSF2, chloroplastic. The transcript has 5 exons. Gene Ontology annotation, biological process: starch catabolic process; protein dephosphorylation. Gene Ontology annotation, cellular component: chloroplast. NCBI's taxonomy places the organism in Eukaryota, Viridiplantae, Streptophyta, Magnoliopsida, Rosales, Rosaceae. The coding region runs from base 83 to 940 and encodes 285 amino acids. Gene Ontology annotation, molecular function: starch binding; carbohydrate phosphatase activity; protein tyrosine/serine/threonine phosphatase activity. The record is from RefSeq and is a predicted model, not a curated record.
CCAGCCGUGUAGUAUAUAAUUUCUGGUUCCCAGAUCAUGGUAUCUGAGAGAGCAAGAGAGGAAACGAAAUAGGUGGAGAAAAAUGGCCGGUGUUGGGAACAGUUGUUUUAGCUCAGUGUUCACAGCUCCUCUUGAAAAAGAUGUGUUCUUGAAGAAGAUGAAGAAAUGUUCAUGCAGUUGUUUAAUGGGUUCCAACAACUCCUUGAAAUUGAACAAAGUCUAUUGUGGAUUGCCGGAGAGUGGAAUUGAAAAGAAACCCACAAGCAGCACAGCCUCAAAUUCAAAGAAAGUGGUUGAGGAUUACAACACAGCUAUGAAAAGGAUGAUGAGGAACCCAUAUGAAUAUCAUCAUGAUCUGGGCAUGAACUACACACUGAUAACGGAUAACUUGAUCGUGGGCUCCCAGCCUCAGAAACCAGAAGAUAUAGAUCACCUGAGAGAAGUAGAGAAUGUGGCAUACAUUCUAAACUUGCAGCAGGACAAUGAUGUUGAAUAUUGGGGAAUUGACUUGCAGUCGAUAAUAAAAAGAUGUAAAGAAGUCGGAAUCCGUCAUACGAGGAGGCCUGCAAAAGAUUUUGAUCCAGAUUCCUUGCGAAAUGGUCUACCGAAAGCAGUUUCAUCACUGGAAUGGGCUAUACAUGAGGGAAAAGGAAAAGUGUACGUGCAUUGCACUGCUGGAUUGGGAAGGGCCCCUGCUGUGGCAAUAGCUUACAUGUACUGGUUCCUCGGAAUGAAUCUGAAUGCAGCAUAUGACGCACUGACAUCCAAGAGACCCUGUGGACCCAAUAAGAGAGCAAUACAAGGAGCCACUUAUGAUCUGGCCAAAAAUGAUCCAUGGAAGGAGCCCUUUGAGAAUCUUCCUGAAUUUGCAUUUGAGGAUAUGGCAGAUUGGGAAAGGAAGUUGAUUCAAGACCGUGUCAUUUCUCUCCGUGGAACAUGAACACUUAUGUUUCCAUGUGCUUUUUAAGUUCAAAUCAUUGUUGAUCAACAUGGAAGAGCAACAGUGUUGGGCACAAAGCAGAGGUAUUUGGGGUAUGCCUUGCCACUUUCCAGCAUGCUCAACCUUUUUCGUUCAAGGAAUAUUUAGCUUAGGUUUAUACUGUAGUCUGUAGAUUAGGAAUAAUCUGCACAAAGUAAAUAAAUGUGGCACUGAAUUGCAAUGACAGUAUUAAAGCUGUGCAAGAAAAUCUGAUACAAUAUGUAUAGAUAUGCAACUUAUUAAGAGCAAUUUUAUGUCAGAUCCUACAAA